Cherax quadricarinatus is the source of this 922-nucleotide messenger RNA. The record is from RefSeq and is a predicted model, not a curated record. NCBI's taxonomy places the organism in Eukaryota, Metazoa, Arthropoda, Malacostraca, Decapoda, Parastacidae.
CCGGAUUUCCUGGACAAGAACCACAACAAAAGCUGAGAGAUGUGGUUAUGGGCAGGAGUGUGGGCAGUGAUGAUUAUGAUGGGUACUGCCUCAGCAGAACCUGCUAGGUAUGGGCAGUACCCACACUCUGGAGGGUAUAAGCAGAACCCACACCCUGGAGGGUAUGGGCACCAGCGUUGCUACCCCAAGACCCACUACAUCACCAAGUUGAAAACUGAAGUCCAGCAGGUACCCCUACUGAGUACAGUGUACAAGCCAGAGUACAUAGCUACCACCCUUUACAAGACUCUGCAGAAUACCAGGUACAAGACUGAGUAUGUACCCAAGUACCUGAGUACCACAGUCUAUGUACCUAAGUAUGUCACUGAUACGGUGUACAAGACUGAGUACAAGCCAGAGUACAUACCUACCACCCUCUACAAGACCCUGCAGAAUACCAAGUACAAGACUGAGUACAUACCCCAGUACCUGAGUACCACAGUCUAUGUACCCAAGUACAUCACUGAUACGGUGUACAAGACUGAGUACAAACCAGAGUACAUCACCAAGACCAAGCUAGAGUACAAAACAGAGUACCAGCUGGUACCCAAGUACCACACGGUGGUCAGUACUCUACACGACCUUAAAACUGUCUGUCCUAAGCCUCCAUAUGGACCAUACUAGAGUACACAUACGGUCCAUAGGCCUAUCUAGCUGUUCCAAGCCUCCCCAGACCUCUCCAUAGACCUAUCUAGGUGUCCUAAGCCUCCCUAGGCCUCUCCAUGGGCCUAUCUAGCUGUUCCAAGAAGGCCUACUGUCCCUAGUAGACCACAAUCACACUCAAUAGGUCUAUCUAGGUGUUCUAAGCCUCCCUAGAGACCCUAUUAGACCACACACUCUCCAUAGGCCUAUCUAGCUGCUCCAAAUAGGUCUAUAGACCAAA